AUGGAUAAAUGGCUUAAAAAAGUUGAGCCUGACACUGAACCUACUCAAUUGAUUUUAAAUGAAACAGAAAUCAUUGAUGAACCGGAACCUUUGCUGAGUUCGUUUAUUACUGAUUCAAGUUUAGUGACUGAACAAGAGCUAGAAGUUUCUCAACCAUCAAAAACAGACAAAAAAAAAAAACCUGCUGAAAGAAAGUUUAAUGAAAAAUGGCUAACUAUGACAGAGUACAAAAAUUGGCUUACUACCAAAACUAACAUAAAACAAAAAGAAGUAGCUUACUGUAAGGUUUGCAGUUCUUUAAUGAGUCCUCACCUUACCGAAAUUAAGAGACACGGACAAUCCGCCAAACAUAUUUCAAAUUCUAAUCAAGUGGUCCAGCAAAAUUCGGUCAAUGAAGUUUUUAAAAUGUCAUCAUUGACCGAAAAAACCAGAAUUGCUGAAUUGAAACUAACUGCCCUUUUUGCUACAAAUAAUUUGCCCUUUUCAUUGUCCGACACACUUACCCCUCUACUGAGUACAAUAUUUCCUGAUUCUAAAAUUGCCAAAAACUUAACUUUGAAGAGAACUAAAGCAACGGCAGUUAUGAAAAAUGUAUUAGGCAAUAACUUUUUAAAUGAACUGUGUGAUACACUCAGGGAACCUGGUUCUUUUUACUCACUAAUAAUGGAUGAAACUACAGAUAUUUCUGAAAUCAAACAGUGUGCAGUUGUCAUCAUAUAUUUUGAUACAGAAUCAAUGACUGUAAAAACUCAGUUUUUGGAUAUGAUUGAAACUAUUUCAGGAACGGCUGAUGAUCUGACAGAUGCUCUUCUGAAAUGUGCUUCAGAUAAAGGUAUAGAGAAAAAUAUGAUGGUUGGAUUUUCUUCAGAUACAACAAAUGCCAUGGCCGGCAAGUUCCACUCUGUUUUUACAAACUUGAAAACCGCUGUACCAGGUAUUGCUUGUAUUAAGUGUUCUUGUCACAUGAUUCAUCUUUCUGCAUCCAAGGCUUGUCUAAAACUACCACGUUCAAUCGAAGAUUUAUUGCGCAACGUGGGAUCUCAUUUUAGUAGGAGUCAUUCACGUCAAUCCAAAUACAAAGCCUUUCAGGAAUUUUUUCAAGUGGAAAUACACAAAAUAUUAUCACCAUGUACAACUCGCUGGCUGUCACUAAAAGCAUGUGUUGACAGAGUAUUAGAACAAUUUCCUGCUCUCAAAGAAUAUUUUAGACUGGUAAAUUUUGAAGAUCCCUCCAAAACGUCAGAAUUAAUUUUUAGUACCAUGGAAAAUUCCUUUAGUAUAAUCUACCUCGAAUUCAUGUCAUAUUCACUUGGUCUCCUGACGAACUUCAACACUUUGUUUCAAGGUGAAGGGCCUUUAUUACAUCUACUUAAACCUGAAAUUGAAAAGUUGUUGAAAACUAUAAGUAUGAAUUUUUUUACUAUUGAGUAUAUAAGAAGCCUUGACACAAUAAUGAAUGUUUCUCCUAAUUUGUCACAAUAUUAUCUUCCAUUAAAUGAAAUUUAUAUUGGUAUAAGUGCUAACGAUUCGAUAACGACUUUAAAAAACCAAAACGUUGUUGACUCAAAUGAAAUAUUUAAGUUUUUUAAAUCAUGUCAAGAAUACUAUAUAGAACUUGUAGUGGACAUAAAAAAAAGAUUUGUAUUUGACGACUCUGUAUUUGAAUGUAUAACUGUGACAAAUCCAGCUUUAGUAAAACUAUUCAAGACAAAAUCUUUAGCUAAUAUAUUAAAAAGAUUUCCAGUUCUAAAUAAUUUCAUAGACAACGCACAAGAAUUGGACAAGGAAUGGAGAGAACUAGCACUCAUGGAAUUAGAACCAGUAGAACCAUCAAAUCCAAAUGAUAUUAUGGAAUACUGGAGAAAAGUAUUUUGUUUGAAAAACUCAUUAGGUGAGAUUUAUUUUCCGAACAUAUUUUUCGUAAUGAGACUCUUAUUGGCUUUACCAUUUUCCAACGCAUCAGUUGAACGUCUAUUCAGCGAUCUUAAAAACAUCAAAACUAUGCAUCGCAAUAAACUUAAAACUGAUUCAUUGGUAGGGAUUCUAAGGACAAAACAUUCCGUUGUAGAUUGUAUUGCUUUUAAACCUUCAGCUGCAAUGGUUAAAAGCAAGACUUGGGACUCCUCUAAUAUUAGAGAUCAACAUUGA
This is a messenger RNA of Macrosiphum euphorbiae (potato aphid), 2148 nucleotides long. NCBI's taxonomy places the organism in Eukaryota, Metazoa, Arthropoda, Insecta, Hemiptera, Aphididae. The record is from the annotation of a GenBank genome assembly.